AUGUUCGGCACACUGGCGUUGCUUGUCGUGCUUUGCGUGGCGCUGUACUACCUCAGCUCACCCUCUCCCGGCACGGCAACUGGGGAGGGCUCCGACGAGCUUUUCCUCUACUGCGCCGCCGGCGCACGUUCGGCUGUCGAGGAGAUCGUCAAGCAAUAUGAAGAAGAGCAGGGGGUCAAGGUUCGCGUGCAGUAUGGCGGAUCGAAUACGCUGCUCAGCCAGUUGGAGGUGAGCAAGACCGGCGAUUUGUUCUUAGCGGCCGACGACAACUACACCACUUUGGCCCAGGAAAAGGGCUUGGUGGACGAAGUGUUCCCCAUCGCCGAGCAACGACCCGUGAUCGUUGUGCAAGCUGGGAACCCGAAGGGCAUCGAGUCGAUUGAUGAUCUACUUCGAGACGAUGUCCGCGUGGCGAUCGGCAAUCCUGACCAGACAGCCGUCGGCAAGGUGGUGCGGAAGAGCCUCGAAACCUCUGGCCAGUGGGAAAAGCUAGAAGACCAUGUGAAGGUGAUGAAACCUACGGUGAACGACGUGGCCAACGAUGUGGAGAUUGGCAGCGUUGACGCCGGCAUUGUGUGGGACACCAUCGCAGCCCUCCACCCAAAGCUCGAUGUUAUUCAAACGCCAGAGUUAAAUGCCGGAAUGGCCCAUAUCACGCUUGGCGUGAUGACUACGGCUAAGAACCCAACCGAGGCCCUACGCUUCGCCCGUUACGUUACCGCGCGAGACCGCGGAUUGGAGGUUUUUGCCGAUCAGGAUUACGUCGUGCCCCAAGGCGACGUGUGGGAAGAGACACCAGAACUCACGUUCUUCGCCGGCAGCGUGAAUCGCAACGCUUUAGAUCCAAUCAUCGAGCGAUUCGAGCAGCGUGAAGGCGUCACCAUCAACACUGUCUACAACGGCUGCGGCAUCCUCACGGCCCAGAUGCGAAGCAUACAGGACACCGCCAGCGGCGGCUUCCCCGACAUCUACAUGGCCUGCGAUGUGUACUACCUCGACACGGUAGCCGAGCUGUUCCAAAAGGGGAUCAACGUUUCAAACACCCCCAUCGUGAUUGUGACGCAGAAAGAUAAUCCCAAAGACAUCAAGACACUAGACGACCUGACAGCCCCCGGCGUGAGAGUGGUGCUUGGCCAGCCCGACCAGUGCACCAUCGGGGUGCUCAGCCGCAACCUGCUGCAAGACGCCGGCAUCUACGACAAGUUGAUGGCCGAGAACGUCGUAUCGCAAACCACGUCGUCGUCUUUGUUGAUUCCCGCCAUCACCACCGCCGCGGCCGAUGCCGUACUGGCGUACCGUACUGACACGGGCUCGGUGCUCGACCAAGUAGAAGUAAUCCCCAUCGACUCGCCACUGGCGAAGGCCGUGCAACCGUACAGCGUUGCCCGUUCCAGCGAUUUCCAACAACUGGGGCAACGCUUGUUCAAGGCCAUCUCCGAGUCGCGGCAGGAGUUUGAAAACGCCGGCUUCGAGUGGCAACUCAACUCUCAGCUUGCUCCAUCAGCGGAUGACAAUGCCGUCGAAGUUCCCUCGCCAGCCACGGGGGUCGGCUCAGACGUGCCGUUCUACACCACGCUGGCGGCCAUCGGCGGUGUGUAUCUCCUGCUGAUUGUGAUGAUGCUCUCGGCCGACGUGGUUUACAUGCUGCGCACUUCCGAAGCGGUCAGCUCUGAAUUCGCCACCGAGCACCCUCUUCUCGCAGGGCUGCUGAACAAUCCUAUCGGAAGGGCCCUGGCCGACGAGAACAUUCAGCAUUCCAUUUGGCUCACACUCAUCUCGUGCACCAUUACGACGAUUCUCUCGCUGUGGGUCGCGGUGCCGAUCGGCUAUCUUCUGUCGCGACACCAUUUUUGGGGCCGCAACUUGGUCGACGCCGUGCUCGAUAUCCCCAUCGUGCUGCCACCGCUGGUGGUCGGGUUAAGCCUGCUGAUUCUGUUUCAAUAUAUGCCUGUCUGGCUCCGCGACGCCGUGGUGUAUCAGGUGCCGGCGGUGAUACUUGCCCAGUUCAUGGUGGCGGCUGCCUUUGCCGUGAGAACGAUGCGGGCCACCUUCGAUCAAAUCGACGCCCGCCGCGAACAAGUGGCCCUCACCUUGGGUUGCACACGGGCACAAGCUUUCGGAACGGUGGUCUUGCCCGAAACAAAACGCGGUCUGCUCACGGCUGGAACCCUGGCCUGGGCGCGUUCGCUAGGGGAAUUUGGCCCGCUGCUGAUCUUUGCCGGGGCCACCCGAGGGAAGACCGAAGUACUUUCGACCACGGUGUUUUUAGAGUUGAGUAUCGGCGACCUGGAAGCCGCCGUGGCGGUUUCGCUUAUCAUGGUAAUGGCGGCCGUGGCCGUGUUGGUUAUUGCGCGGAAUUGGUUGAUGAUUCGGGUCGAGAACCUCUCCGUUCGAGCGGGUGAAUUCCAGUUGGAAGACGUGUCAUUCACCAUUCCCAGUGGAUGCUACGGACUUCUCAUGGGUCGCACCGGCAGCGGAAAAACAACGCUGCUGGAAUGCGUCGCCGGCUUGAAACGGAUCGAGUUGGGUCGAAUCAUCCUCGGCGAUCAAGACGUCUCCCAGCUUCGCCCGGCAGAACGCAACAUCGGCUACGUUCCCCAAGACGGGGCCCUGUUCCCGACGAUGACCGUGUCUGAGCACCUGGCCUUUGCCCUGGUGAUUCGACGCGUUCCCCAGUCGCACAUUACCGCCCGGGUCGAACAGUUGGCCGAAAUGCUGGAGAUCGGCCACUUGCUCAAUCGUUACCCAACCAACUUAAGUGGGGGUGAGAAACAACGCGUAUCGCUCGGACGUGCACUAUCCUUCGGUCCAACCACGCUGUGUCUCGACGAGCCGCUAAGUGCCCUGGACGAAGACACCCGAAUGCAGAUCAUCGACCUGCUCAAACGCGUGCAGCGAGAAACGGGGGUGACGUGCCUGCAUGUUACCCAUAGUCACAAAGAAGCCAACCUUUUGGCCGACGUGCGGCUCGAACUGCUGGAUGGCCGCAUCGAGGUGGAAGACAACUCGUCAAACCUUAACGAUUCAGGCUCGGUCGAACCGGCUGCCGACGCUCAAUCGAGGGCAUCGUGA
Cladocopium goreaui is the source of this 3072-nucleotide messenger RNA. The record is from the annotation of a GenBank genome assembly. NCBI's taxonomy places the organism in Eukaryota, Dinophyceae, Suessiales, Symbiodiniaceae.